Molecule: messenger RNA, 1455 nt
Organism: Penicillium vulpinum
Lineage: Eukaryota; Fungi; Ascomycota; Eurotiomycetes; Eurotiales; Aspergillaceae
Product: Zn(II)2Cys6 transcription factor
Exons: 1
Coding region: 1-1455 (484 amino acids)
Biological process (GO): regulation of DNA-templated transcription
Molecular function (GO): DNA-binding transcription factor activity, RNA polymerase II-specific; zinc ion binding
Source: RefSeq, a predicted model, not a curated record
AUGCCCCCGCACACCCCAAAACGAGCCUGCGAUCAAUGUCACACAUUGAAAGAAAAAUGCCGACGAUCGAGUGCGACAACCUCGUGCGAGCGAUGUGACCGAUUAAGUCAAACCUGCAAAACAACGCGAAAUCUCGCGACACCCGGACGAAAACCACGUGGUGCAAGAAAACUAUCCUAUAAUCUUCCAGCCUCUAUCCUCAGCUCGGCCACCCACAAUGCGAAGACUCUCGACCUAUCUUCAUCGAAAAGCAACACCCCAUAUCCACAUUUCUACCUCCCCUUCGACGAGGGAUUAUCCAGUAACCCGGCACUAUUCCCCGAACUAGACCUGUGGGAACGACACUUCCUGAAUCUUAUGAAAGACAUUGUCGCACCAUCCCCACUAGAUAAAUUUCUAAUCGGACCGAGCUUCGUCGAGUCACACCACCGUUUAUUUGUGCAGAAUCUGCUCCGGCCCGCCCCUACGCCUAUAUUAAGAGACGCUGCAGUCGCCUGUGCGGCCGUGCUUCUCGGGGACCAAUAUGCGCAAUACACCAAGACAGGUGUCGAAAUCGGACACCGACGAGCUGCAUUGGCUGUUUCGGGGUUGAGGUCGUUACAAAUAGCCAAGGAGCAGGAUAUGAUUACUGCACUCGUUUUAGGCGUGGCUAUGGUCACGUUCGCUAUGCAUGUUGCCGAUGGUCAGCCGUUUCUUAUAUCGCGUUAUACGUUGACGCUGGUCAAGCCGGUGUAUCACACUCUUUUGGCUAUGGAUGAUCCUGGUAUUAUGGAUUUCUUGAUGUGUUUGGUUACUUUGGAGACUUUUGAAUGUCUACUGAGGUCCGAGAUGCCGACUAUCCGCAUUGGUGAACUUGAUCGCUGCAAUGUUGUUGAUCGGUAUCUUGGGAUUAGCUCGUCACUUUUUGCUCAUCUAUAUGAUCUCUGCGAGGUUUGUAAUUCAUUGAAAGCUGCUGGUGGGAGAAUGGAUAUUGAAAUGGUUGAACGGUUGGGCACGAUACAAGAUACCUUGGAGAAAUGGCAACCCUCGCCACCACCAGAUUUGUCUGAAAGAUUUACACCUUUCGAGAUCACUGGGAUGCUUGCUCAGGCCAAUGUUCUUCGUCUUGCAGCUAUGCUUAUUGUACAUCGGCUACGUUAUGCCUUUGGGCAAUGCGACGACGAGGCAUUGCAAUUUUCCAGCGCUCUUACUGCGGAGAUCGAUAUGGUCUUACAAUCGACAGGGCGUUCAAUACCAUGCACAUCACUUCCAUAUGUGGUUGCAUGCUUUGAGAUCACUGGGACCGAAGCGCGAGCAGCGGUUCUCGGCAAAAUUCAUAAAGUCGCGACUUUCUCCAGGCAAUCGCAGCUUCAAGCUAGGCGCUCCCUGUCAUCAAUAUGGGAUGCGAGGGACAGCGGGGACCGGAUCUACUGGUUCAAUAUAGGCGAUUAUAUACGCAAGACGCCUUUCGCAUGA